Molecule: messenger RNA, 4581 nt
Organism: Pichia kudriavzevii
Lineage: Eukaryota; Fungi; Ascomycota; Pichiomycetes; Pichiales; Pichiaceae
Exons: 1
Coding region: 1-4581 (1526 amino acids)
Biological process (GO): replication fork reversal
Cellular component (GO): cytoplasm
Molecular function (GO): single-stranded DNA helicase activity; 5'-flap endonuclease activity
Source: RefSeq, a predicted model, not a curated record
AUGGAUGAUAGUUAUGGACAUCCUACAAAGAAGGCCAAGAUAGAUAGUGCAGCAGGACCUAAAAAGAGGCUUCCUGGGAAGUCACUUGACUACAGUAUGGAAUUGAAUGAGAAUACGAAUUCGCCUAAUACCCACAUUCCAAAUCCAAAGAAUAAAAGACGAGGGGCUCCUCAGAUACUGAAUACAAUCGAAGAGAUUGAUCUAGGGAGAAGAAAAAAAGCCAUUUCUAUAUCGGACCUCAAUACAAUGAAGAAGCAAAGCAAAAAGGCUGGAGUGCAGACAAGAUACGAUAGUGUUAUAGAGCUAAGGGAUGAAUCAGACGUAUCAAUAAACAGUUCCUCGCCGUUAAAAUUAUUACGCUCGAGUCAAGACUUCAAUUUUGAGUCUCCAAAGGCUGGCAAACCUGAGUCUUUACAAAGAAAAUCCGGUUCCGAUGACAAUGGGAUUUAUUGGGAAACCACUCCUCAAUCGGCUAAUGGACCAACUGAUGCUACUUUCAAAAAUGACGAGACAAUAACGAACGAGCUUAAGCUCCCUUCCUCACCUCUGAGAAACGUAGCAAAGAGGAACCAAUCGACGGAUUUGGUAGACUCAUUGGUUGACCCAGAAGUAAAGAGUCUGAUGGAAAAAUAUCGAGGAAAUGAGCGUUUAAAAAUACGGCCUCAACCUUACAAGAGAUACAAAAGCGUGGAAUCAAACGAAAAAAGUGAUACACAAGUCCCUGAGAAGAAACUAUGCAUAAAAUCCAAAAACGACUUGAUUAAGGAGACACAUAAUGAUCAAAUUGAUUUUUCUGACAUGUUGGCUCAAAUCGGGUCAAAAUUAAUGACUUCAGGAUAUCUUAAAGUUGAUGAAUCUGAAAAUAAAGAAUCUCUCCACGAAGAAAUCACUACAAGCUCCAAUACACAUGUUUUGCCGGGAGUAUCCCAUGAAGACGUGCUAGGAACUACUAGCGCCCAUACAGAUUGUUCAUCCAGCGAUGCUUUUAGUGAUGAAAUAGAUGUAAGUGAAGUUUUUGCACAGGCAACUCAAGUUCCAGCGACGCAACCACCCAUUGGUAACAUUGAUAAAAUGUCCUCGGAUGAUCCAUUCAGUGAUGACGACGAAGAUUUAAUGGACAAAAUAGAACUAGGCUUGACACAGAGGCCGGUCGAAGGGUGCCGUCCCAUCACUGACCAAACCGAAGUUGAAGUUUUUGAAACUGAUUCUUCUAAGCUAAUGAAAGAUAUGGGGGCAGUCAGUUUGACAGAGGCCAAAACGAAUAAAUAUAAAGGAAUGAUCAGCUCAAGACUUCAGAGUUUCAGGAGUAACGAUAGUGCAGAAAGUUUACUGAGAUCUUUUCAACUGUUUGAUGAAAACGAAAAUAGAGCCAAAUCAUCAAUACAUUGUGAUUAUAUGAAGAGGUUCCAAAUAAAACAAGUCCAACAAGGAUCUUUUAAAAGAGGUGCACUGAGCCAAAGACAAAUUAUCUUGACAUGCCUCGACGACGAUGAGAAUUUAAUAAAGAUUAUGGUAAGAGAUCACUGGACUGAACUGGAUUUUCAAAUAAAUGAUAUUAUACAUGUGGUGUUGACGCAUGAGGGGAGCAGCUUCCAACUAGUUGACAAAGAUAGGAAUUUGCUGAUAUGGCAUCCAGACAUUCUAAUUUCUGCAACCCGUGUAUCUGAUGCGGUGGAAUGUUCAAGAAGAUCACUAAUAAGUCAUAAGUUCAAUGGACCGGGUGAAGUUUCAAUUCCAUUCAUUAUUGGUAAUAUCACGCAUAAUCUAUUUCAAAAGUGCUUACUCCACCGGUGCACGGAAAAGGAAUUUGUGGAGAACAUUAUUGAAAAGGAACUUGAGGUUAAUAUUCUUGAUAUUUUUGCAGCACGUAAAUCUAAGCAAGAUAUCAAGGAAAUCAUUGAAGAACACUUCUUGUAUAUCAGAGAAUGGAUUGAUGAAUAUAUGGGUAACGGUUGCAAACACCCGCCCCUUGGUGGUUACAGGCCUAAACCAGAGUAUAAAGCUACCAAUAUCUUGGACAUCGAGGAAAACAUUAUGUCACCAAUCUUUGGUAUCAGAGGCCUAAUUGACGUUGUAAUUGAAGCACAGUUGAAAGAUGGAAGAAAAAUUGUUGUUCCUUUAGAAAUCAAAACAGGCAGAGAAUAUUCCUCCAAUAGGGCACAAGCUUCCCUAUACACCUUACUUGUUAAACAAAAAUACAAUGUUAAUUCAUUCUACGCAAGUCUUGCUUACACAAAAAUACAUCAGUGCUACUUGGUAUCUGUAUCUCGAAACGAUUAUAUUGGUUUGGUUAACAUAAGAAAUCAAUUAUCCAAAUAUUUGGUUUAUGCAGUUACCCAGCUUCCUCCAAUUGAAAGCGAUGCUCCUUGUGAACGAUGUUAUAGUAAGGAGCCCUGUUUUAUACUAAACCAACUUGCUGAAAAUGGUAUACUCCCGGAGAACAACAACAUUGAUAAGGCACAAUAUGAUAUUGUGACAUUGGGUUUGGAUAAUGAGAGGUAUAGGUCAUUCUACCAUCAUUGGGACAAGCUCAUAACCAAGGAAGAAGGGUUGGUAAAUUUCUCUAAGACCGAUUUAUGGAAAAAAUCAUCCCAAUUUAGAGAAACUAAUGGGGGAAAUUGUGUUGGAAAUUUAUCCGUAGCCGGCUGUGAGUAUAAUUAUGCAAAUGGUCAAUACGUUUAUAUAUUCGAGAGGGAUCCUACAAUAUAUCCUGCAAUUGUUUCUAGCCACCUUGCAAGAAACGAUCGUGUUAUACUAAGUGAUGACCAAGCAAAUUUUGCAAUAGCUAAUGGAUAUGUCAAACAUAUAAGUGCAGAUGCGAUCGCCAUUGUCACCAAUAGAAACUGGGCACAUUCGGCGUUAAGAUUACCUGGAUUUAAUAAAGAAGCAAACCAAACAUUUAAGUCGGUUUUAGUUCCUAAAGGAACGGAACAUUUUGUCGAAUUACCCGAAUCUGUUAAAGCAAGAACGUAUAGGCUUGAUAAGGAUCAAAUUGCCCAAGGAAUGUCUUUAGCUAGGUUUAAUCUCUUGAACCUAUUUUUACCAGAUGGUGAUAUUAGGACACGUGAACUCCUUAUUGAGAAUGAUAGUCCAAAAUUCAGUAAUAUACCCCAGUUUGACUAUAGUGCUAUAAAAGAAACUCUAAACGCUGAUCAGUUGAAGGCAGUUGAUGCAGUCUCUAAAAUAAAUGAUUAUUGCUUGAUAUUGGGUAUGCCGGGGACAGGGAAAACUACUGUCAUUAGUAGUUUAAUAGACUGUAUUGUAAAAAGUGGUUAUUCUGUUUUGAUAAGUGCAUACACUCACUCUGCCGUCGAUAAUAUCUGUGAAAAACUGAUCAAAAACUCCAGAAAUAGAGGUGAACCGUUAAACAUGUUAAGAACAGGAGUGUUGUCAAAGAUACGUCCUCUUGUUCAGCAGUACUGCAUUUACAGUGAAAAUUACAGGCAUGAAAUCAAAAAUAGUGAUGAAUUUCAGAAAACAAUUGAUCAAUGUCCUAUUGUUGCUACCACAUGUUUAGGUAUAAGCGAUAUUGUUUUUGGUAUGGGUAAGAAAUUUGAUUAUUGUAUUAUUGAUGAAGCUUCACAGGUUACUUUACCUAUCGUUUUAGGUCCAAUAGCAAUGGCUGAUAAAUUCGUUCUCGUUGGGGACCAUUUCCAACUACCGCCUCUUGUUUUACAUCCGGAAGCUAAAGCAGAAGGUUUAGACCUGUCAUUAUUUCAGAUAUUGAAUGAUUCACACCCAGAAAACGUGAUUGAAUUGACCAACCAGUACAGGAUGUGUGCUGAUAUAAUGUCUUUGUCAAAUGAGCUGAUCUAUGAUGGCCGUCUCAAGUGUGGAUCAGAAGUUGUUGCAGCUCAAAAGCUGAUUAUUCCCAACAUCACGGAACUACCCAUCGCCGGUACUUACGUAGAAAGACUCCUAGAACCUGAAAGGAGAGUUAUUUUCGUUAAUGAGGAUGAAGUUCCAACUAUUCAUGAGAUCAGUAGUAAUGAUAAAAUCGAAAAUCCUGGGGAAGCCAAAGUCAUUAACACACUUAUCAAAACCAUGUUGGCUGGUGGUAUAAAUCAAGAAGAUAUAGGUGUGAUGUCCUUUUACAAAGCCCAGAUGAGGCAUUUUUUUACAGCAUUAUCCAAGUUCAAGGAUCUUGAGAUCCUUACUGCCGAUAGAUUUCAAGGUCGUGAUAAAGAUGUCAUUAUAAUCUCAUUGGUCCGAACGGAAGUGAUAGGGGAGUUACUAAAAGAAUGGAGAAGGGUCAAUGUGGCAAUCACUAGGGCCAGAUGCAAGUUAAUAAUCUUUGGAAGCAAAAAGCUACUUGAUGGUUUCGAGCAAUUCGAAGGAUUUAUGGAAAUGAUUGAGAAUAAUGGUUGGAGUUACAACCUAACCAAAGAAGACGUGCAGGGGAUUUCAAUGUUAGAUCAUAAGCUUGAUGUUAUCUUAACAAGUAUAUAUGGCACACAAAAUGAGAGUUCAACCCACGCUUUCGCUGACGAGAGCCAACAAAAUAGUGUUAGACGGUUAGACCUUUCCAGCCGUGCAAUUCGGAGAACGAAGAUUUUGAAGUAUGUAAUUGACAGUUUAUAG